AUGAGAAAACAACAAAAAAAACUUCCAGGCAGCGGCAGCACAGAGCGGCCGCUGCUGAGUUACUCCACACAGUUUGGGACUUCGCCUCUCCAGCUCAUCUCACGCCAUUGUGGUAGUGGUGUCGCUCAAGGACUGGCUCAGAAGCAGAUUCGGAGAACAGCCACUGCAUUUGACAAACGCAUUGUAGAGUUUUUUUUCCCGUUCCUUCCUCCACCGCGAGAGCAGCUGUCCUCCCUCUGCCACAGUACAGCAGACCCCUGCGCGCUGGGGCCCGCCUCCAAACAGAGAGACGUGCGCCACAGCCAAUCAGGGCACAGCGCAGGAGGGCCAGACUCAAGAGCGAGAGCGGUGCUGCCUUCACGAAAGCACGGAAUGGACAGAUUUUCCUGA
Messenger RNA from Knipowitschia caucasica, 390 nucleotides. The record is from the annotation of a GenBank genome assembly. Lineage: Eukaryota; Metazoa; Chordata; Actinopteri; Gobiiformes; Gobiidae.